AUGACAGAAUCCUUUUACCACAGCGCUGAAGACUUCUUCUCAUCGACUACUAUAAGCGAACAGGUUAUGAGCCCAAACGGGUUGUCUGACGACAACUACACGGCACAGGCGCCGCCAACUACCAGUCACGCAAGGGCUGCGUCGGAGCCUGCCGUGGUCGUACCAUCGCACGCUCACGCAAGGAGCGCGGACAAUGAUGCGCUGGAGAAGGUUCUCAAGUUGCUAAGCGGCAUGGACGAGCGCGUUAAGAAGAUGGAGCUGUCCCAGGCAAGGAUUCACCAAGACGAGCGCAUGCGCGGAGCAGUGGACAGCGGAAUAUUUACCUCAAUGCUUGGCGCGGACUUCGCGGGCAAGAUUCACUGUGACGCGCUUGACUGCUCAGACUUGACAAGCCACCAAGCGCGCUUGUGUGUCGAUCGUCAGCGUGCGCAGCGCGCACAGCAGCCGCCUAUCCAGAUACCAGCGUAUAAGCCUUCGCCUAUGCCACAUCGACAGGAGUCACCAGCUGCGCCGAUGCAAUCGCCUUUGCCAAUUCAGUUUCGGACUCCCGACGCGAGGCAGCGCAAGCUCGCGAUACGGAAGUUCGAUGGGACCAAAGUUUACGUCGGACUCGGGUCCGGCUUCUUCGACUGGGGCAAAACUUUCUGGAGGCAAGUAGACAUGGCUCAGGAGUCGUGCGGAUUCCUGUGGACCAAAAACGUCAAGACUGAUGUUCUUGGCCAGUACCUGACUGGCACAGCAGAGCGCUACUUCAGCAAGCAGGUCGACACGUGGUGGGCCGUGCUACCGACUCUACAGUACGUUAUGCAGCGAAUGCUUGAUAAAUUUAAGACGACAAUCACCGCAGCCCAAGCAAUGAAGCUGUUCACGACAAGGAAGGAAGGCAAGCGCUCGUGGCCGGAGCACUACCUGUACCUAGUCGCAUUCAGCGAUGCGGCUGGUGGCGCUGAGCAGCAGGUGCUUGAAAAUAUCGUGCGGUAUACAUCGCUUGAGCUGUCGACGAUUCUGAUGGCCAAGUACGAGACGCAUCGUGUCGACUACCUAGUGCACGCCGAAGAGCUCGCACAUUUCGCGCAGGCAAUCGAGAUGGAAGCUCGACCGGGACGCUUAUUUGAAAAGGAGGUUGUCGCCCACGUGGAUGAGUCCACACCGCGAAAGGAAACGCGUACCUGCUAUGGAUGUGGCAAGAUGGGACAUGUUAAAGACGACUGUCGUAGCAGGAGAACUAGCGACAAGAACAGCAGCCGUCGCGGUAAGAGCGGUGGCAACAUUGUACUUGCGAUUGGCGAAGGCAUCAGCAAUAAGGGCGAGCGUCAUGCCAAGUGUAAUUUGACACUGUCAAUUAGCAAUGAAAGUGACGAAGAAAGCGACGACUGGAUUCUGGACAGUAGAUCCAGUCGCCACCUCGUCAACAACGCGUCUCUACUACAAGGUGUGCGAGACUGCGAGCACGAUGCUACCUAG
This is a messenger RNA of Peronospora matthiolae, 1464 nucleotides long. NCBI's taxonomy places the organism in Eukaryota, Oomycota, Peronosporomycetes, Peronosporales, Peronosporaceae. The record is from the annotation of a GenBank genome assembly.